AAAAACGCAAAAACAAGCGAAUUCACUGCGCUUAUCGGGACUUAAAGAACAAAGGCUUGUGAAAACGAUAUUAAAUUUAAAUAUCUUUAUGUUGGUAAUGCCAUUGUGCGAAUUUGUAAUUUAUCGUGUAUAUCAAAUGCAAGUUACUUCCCCGGUAUGUGGAAAUGUAUUAAGAAAAAACAGUUUCGAGCGAAGUUAACAUUAACUCAUUCAUUGUAAUACAUUGUUAUUGUUUAAUUCAAAUUGACUGCAGAUGUGCUAUUAGUUUUAAAGAUUGUUAUUUGAUGAGAUUGAAUAACAACAGUGUAUGUAGAAUUGUAAAGAUAAGCGGGGUGGGAUAGAGCUGUAGUAAAAACAAACGGGAACGCCUACUGUAAAGUAGCGACAAGAAAAUCUUAAAAUCGAACAUCUUUAUAUCAGAGUCCAAAACUAUUUGAAGAAAAAUUAACUUGGAAGUACUCAACAAAAUGUCUGCCACAAUAAAUGACACGCCCACACCACAAGAGGUGACGUCAGCUGCAACAUCGCUGUUGUUACCAACUGGUAUAUGUGGGAGUGAUGAAUUAAGGUCGGAGAUAAAGCAUGAACCACCCGAAGAUAUUGAUGACCGCCCAGAGGCUAUUUCGAAUACCGUAAAUGUUUGCAUAACAAAUAACAAUGACAGUACGAGUAGUCCCAAAAUACGUCUUACACCAACAAUUAAGUUAAUGCCUAUACCAAAUCCAGUCGAUCCCAAACGAAGAUUUGCCUGUCCGUACGAUAAUUGCACGAAAAGCUAUGGAAAAAGUUCUCACCUACGUUCACAUUUGACCUGGCAUACUGGAAUCAAACCUUUUGUUUGUUCACAACAAAACUGUGGUAAAGGGUUUACUAGAUCUGAUGAGCUUAAUCGGCAUGUGAGAACGCAUACUGGUGAAAAACCGUUCGAAUGCAUACAGUGCACAAAGAAAUUUUCUCGUAGUGAUCAUCUCACAAAACAUCUUGCUACCCAUGCUAAACAAAUGCAUAGUUGUUCUAAUGGCUCUAAAAGAACACGUGUACAAGAAGAGGGAAACCGUCCCAAAAAGGGACGUUAUUUGAACGAAUCUCCUGACUCCAAAAAUAGUUUUGAUGAUUCAGAGUUUCCUAGCGAAGCGGAAGAAUACGGCAACGGAAUGCAUUUUAUGGCAGCUCUUCUUGGAAAUUGUAAUCAGACUAAAGAUCUAACUUCUGAAGCAAAAGUUAAUCCAGUGACUGAAAAGCUUACGUCUGAUACCAUGUUGGACCACAAACCUAUAAAAAUAAAAUUAGAACGACCAGAAAAAAGCGAAGAAUACCACAUAGUGCCACCCGAAAUAUCGGAACAAAAGACAAAACGAGAAGCUCUUGAUUUGGUGUCAGAAGAUCAAACGUAUUCAGAAAAGCAGGAUUCUGAUAACAUGAAAAAAGGAAUAACAUUGCUAUCUGGACAAGGGGCAUUUAUGGGAUGGCCCCAACUGGGAAAAGAAUGUUCAAAUGGUUUAUCUGAUCCCCACCGUCCAUGUCGGUGUAACCUCUGUAAAAAGUCAUUCAAACGACAGGAUGAUCUCAACCGUCACCUCCGCACUCACACUGGAGAGAAGCCGUUUACAUGCACAGAAUGUGAGCGUCGGUUUAUGCGCAGUGAUCAUUUAAAAAAACACAUUAAAACUCAUACUAAAUUUCGGUAGUUAAAUUAGGCAAAUGACAAAAGCAUGGACUAGGUAAAUCAACAGAAAUGUGUACAACCGAAAAUAAGUUGUACAGUGGAAAAUAUUUGGAGCAUUAUAUGAUCGACGGUUACAAUUUUAAGUAUUAUUAUUUGGCAGUAAUUGGAAACAAUUUCAUUUAGAGAAAUGUAAAAUGUCUCUUGCCAUACACAUAUUUGUAUACACAUCAUUAUAAAAGAAACAAAAAAACAAUUCUUAAUAUUUUUAAAAGUAUACAAAUUAUUAGAAAGUAAAAAUGAAAAUAAUAUGAGCAUAUAUACAUAUAUCACUAAAAUGAUGCUUCAGACUCCUAACCGCACACAUACAAAGGGAUAUGUUUUGUACAUCUUCGUAAAUACAUACCUACAUAUUUAUUUCUGAUAUUGUUAUAAAGUAUGAGUACUGUCUCAUGGAUAAAAGGUGAAAUUUUGUUUUGUCAGUAUAAAUAUAAUAUACAAUGUAAACUAAACCGUAAAAAGUUAUUUCUGGAUCUCGGAUAUUCACAUUGUUUAAAACAUUAAUCCACAAAAUACAGAACAAUAGGUUUAUUGAUAGAAAAUAUGGGUAUUAUUUAAAAUGUGUAUUGGUUUUAACUUUUUUAGAUAAUUUACUAUGUUAUUAAAUAUGUAUGUAUAUUUAUGUCCCUAAUAUGGUUUACUAUCAAACUACAUAGCAGUUGAAGUUCUGAAAUUCGAUAUUAUCGAUUAAAGUUUUAUCGAAAGUCAGUUUUCUUAAGAAAACAACAACAAAAAGGCAACAAUGAAAUUGCUGUUUGAUAUGUCGCUGUUGUCUUCAAAAUGUUCAAGACUGGCUUCAAAGCGGCAUUUGUGAGCCGUCGCUACGUCGUGUCGUGUCGGCCUCUUUGUGUUCAGCACAUAAGACUCAUUUGCACCAAACCAAAAAAAAAAAAAUCAUAGUAUUUCCACACUUAUAUGUGCCGUCAAUUUAUGACUCAAAUGAGUGUAUACCCAGCAAGUCAUGAGUACUUAAACUCCAACACAUUCAAAGAAAUUUUAAUAACACCACUACAUACACACAUAUGCAACAAAGGGCAAAAUGUGCAUAAACAUUUACCUCAACUCUUCUCUCAUACAGCACCCUGAAUGAUAGAAAGAAACAACCAAAGUUCUCGUGUUUGAACAAGUUUUGUUUUGAGUCAUGGCUGCUUGUGAAGUAUUAUUUUGAGUGUUUUAUUUAAAUCAGUGAUCUGCAGCCUAAUUAAUGUUUAAAUUGAAGCAUGCAUUUUUAAAUAAGUAAAACGUAAAAUAAAAGUAUUCUAAAUCCAAAAUAUGGAAUUGAAGAUGGUGAUACAGUAAUACUUCAUUGCACUGUCAAUUCGAAGCACGCAA
Molecule: messenger RNA, 3055 nt
Organism: Zeugodacus cucurbitae (melon fly)
Lineage: Eukaryota; Metazoa; Arthropoda; Insecta; Diptera; Tephritidae
Product: zinc finger protein 436
Exons: 4
Coding region: 468-1688 (406 amino acids)
Biological process (GO): regulation of transcription by RNA polymerase II
Molecular function (GO): RNA polymerase II cis-regulatory region sequence-specific DNA binding; DNA-binding transcription factor activity, RNA polymerase II-specific
Source: RefSeq, a predicted model, not a curated record